Messenger RNA from Hypanus sabinus (Atlantic stingray), 1365 nucleotides. RefSeq names its product dihydropyrimidinase (gene dpys). Gene Ontology annotation, biological process: pyrimidine nucleobase catabolic process. Gene Ontology annotation, cellular component: cytoplasm; cytosol. Gene Ontology annotation, molecular function: dihydropyrimidinase activity. The coding region runs from base 1 to 1365 and encodes 454 amino acids. The record is from RefSeq and is a predicted model, not a curated record. Lineage: Eukaryota; Metazoa; Chordata; Chondrichthyes; Myliobatiformes; Dasyatidae. The transcript has 9 exons.
AUGGAGAUUGAAGGCGCUAAAGAAGACGGCUAUUUAACUGGCCUGUCAUAUCUAGAUACUUCAUACGGAAUUGGUCCAAUCAUGGACAGACUUCCAUUUGGGCUUCAGGAAAGCAAUGUAAUAUUUCAUAUUUUACAGGCUGCUGUGGCAGGAGGUACGACCAUGAUAUUGGACUUUGUGAUCCCGCACAAAGGUACCUCUUUAUUAGAAGCUUAUGACAGAUGGAAGAGCUGGGCAGAUCCCAAAGUCUGUUGUGAUUACUCAUUCCAUGUAGCUGUGACUUGGUGGAGUGCAAAGGUGAAAGAAGAAAUGGAAAUAUUAGUCAGUGAGAGGGGUGUGAAUUCCUUUAAGAUGUUCAUGGCAUACAAAGAUCUCUUCAUGCUUCAGGAUGAUGAAUUGUAUUCCGUCUUCUGUCACUGUAAGAAGUUGGGAGCAAUUGCUCAGGUUCAUGCUGAAAAUGGGCAUUUAAUAUCUGAGGGUGCAAAGCAGAUGCUUGCAAUGGGAAUUUUUGGACCUGAAGGUCAUGAGCUUUGUCGACCUGAAGCAGUAGAGGCUGAAGCCACACAAAGGGCAAUUACUAUAGCCAGUUGUGUUAACUGUCCCAUCUAUAUAGUCCAUGUAAUGAGUAAAUCUGCCGCUAAAGUGAUUGCUAGUGCACGGAGAGAAGGGAAGGUUGUUUUCGGGGAACCUAUUGCAGCCAGUCUAGGAACUGAUGGGACCGCAUAUUGGGACAAAGACUGGCGCAAAGCUGCAGCUUAUGUCAUGGGACCUCCACUACGACCUGACCCCACUACACCGGGAUACCUCAUGGACUUGUUGGCUAAUGACGAUCUCACUGUGACGGGAACUGACAAUUGCACAUUCAAUGGCUGCCAAAAGGCCUUUGGAAAAGAUGACUUUACAAAGAUUCCAAAUGGAGUGAAUGGCGUAGAAGACAGGAUGUCCAUCAUUUGGGAGAAAGGAGUGCACACUGGUAAAAUGGAUGAGAAUAGAUUUGUAGCUGUGACCAGCACCAAUGCAGCAAAGAUAUUUAAUCUCUAUCCCAGAAAGGGGAAAAUAGCCAAAGGCUCUGAUGCUGAUGUUGUCAUUUGGGACCCAAAUGCUGUCAGGACUAUUUCAGUUAAAACACACCAUCAGGCUGUGGAUUUCAACAUCUUUGAAGGUAUGGUCUGUCAUGGGGUCCCUUUGGUUACCAUCUCACGAGGAAAGGUGGUGUUUGAUCAUGGAGUCCUACAUGUUGUGCCAGGCGACGGAAAAUACAUUCCACGGAAACCAUUUGCAGAAUAUGCCUUUAAGCGAAUUAGACAACGUGAUCAGGUUUGCCAGCCCAAGCCAGUACAGAGAGAGCCAUACAUGGGAGAAUGA